AUGGCUUCUCAAUCUUCUCCAUCACUAUUUAUCACCGGCAUCAACGAUGGUUUCUCUUCAUUUCCUAAAAAAACAUCACAAGUUCGGAUCAUUAGACAUGCACGUCCCAACUUCUUCUUCAAGACAAGGUUAGUAUCUUGCAAAGCUCCAAUUGAUAUUGAUUUCAAUGGUGAUGAUGACGAUCAUCACCAAAACUCAACCGCUAAACAAGACAAACAUCAACCUUUUAUAAACAAAUUUAAUAGGAGGGAUGCUCUUAUUGGCUUGGGAGGUUUCUUUGGAGGAUCUAGUUUUGUCACUACUAAUAAUUUUGCAUCUGCUGCUCCUGUUUCAAGCAUAGACCUUACUAAAUGUGAUAUUCCACACUUGCCACCUGGUGCAAACCCUGUAAACUGUUGUCCUCCAAUCUCAACAAAAAUUUUAGAUUUCAAAUCUACUUUAUCAGACUCCCCUUUACGCGUUAGGCUUGCAGCAAAUUUGGUUGAUAAUGACUACAUCGUUAAGUAUCAAAAGGCAACUGAGCUUAUGAAGGCACUCCCUAAUGAUGAUCCUCGUAACUUCAUGCAACAAGCCAAUGUUCAUUGCGCAUAUUGUGAAGGAUCAUAUUAUCAAGUCGGGUUUCCUGAUCUUGAAUUUCAAAUUCAUCGUUCAUGGUUGUUUUUUCCUUGGCAUAGAUAUUAUCUUUACUUCUAUGAGAAGAUUUUGGGAAAAUUAAUUGGUGACCCAACUUUUGCAUUGCCAUUUUGGAACUGGGAUUCACCUUGUGGCAUGCAAAUUCCUGCCAUUUAUGUAAACCCUAAAUCUCCACUUUACAACAAUUUACGUAACACAAGUCACCAGCCACCAACAUUGGUUGAUCUUGAUUACAACUGUACUAAUAACUCAACAAUUUCCAAUCAAGAACAACUGUCGAGAAAUCUCAAAAUUAUGUACAGACAAAUGGUGUGGAAUGGAAAGACUGCUAGCCUUUUCUUUGGCAAAGCAUACCGAGCUGGUCAAGAACCAAACCCAGGAGGUGGCUCAAUAGAAUACACCCCUCAUUCAACUGUCCACUUAUGGUCCGGUGAUGACAAACAACCUAAUUUAGAAGACAUGGGGUCUUUCUAUUCAGCUGGUAGAGACCCGCUUUUCUUUGCUCACCAUGCUAAUGUAGAUCGAAUGUGGAAGAUAUGGAAAACAUUAGGAGGUAAACGCACUGAUCUCUCUGAUCCAGAUUGGCUUAAUGCGAACUUCCUUUUCUAUGAUGAGAAUGCUAAUCUUGUUCGUGUUAAGGUAGAAGAUUGUUUAAACAUUGAAAAAUUGGGUUACGUAUAUCAAGAUGUUGAAAUUCCUUGGCGGGAAUCUAAGCCAACAUCAAUAAGAUCAUAUAAGAAAAAGAAUGUCUCAGGUUCACUUAGUGCUACAGUUGCAGGUACGACAAAAAUAACAAUUAAUACAAUUAACCAAUCCUCAUUUCCGUUAGUUUUAGAGAAAGAAGUCACUCUUGAAGUUACCAGGCCAAGGAAAUCGAGAAGUAGAAAAGAGAAAGAAGAAGAGGAAGAGGUCUUGGUGAUUGAGAACAUUGAGUUUCAGAGAGAUGCAUCAUUAAAAUUUGAUGUGCAUAUCAACGAUGAAGGCAACAUGCAAAUUAACCCGGAACACACUGAGUUUGCUGGGAGCUUUGUGAAUGUUCCUCACAUAUAUAAACAUGGGACGAAGAUAAAGACUUGUUUAACAUUGGGGUUGUCAGAUUUGUUGGAGGAUUUGGGGAUUGAAGAUGAUGAUAGUAUACUAGUGACUUUGGUUCCAAGAGUUGGGGAGGGCUUUGCCAUAAUUGGUAAUGUGAAGAUUGAAUUUUUUAGAAAUUGA
This is a messenger RNA of Carica papaya (papaya), 1848 nucleotides long. RefSeq names its product polyphenol oxidase, chloroplastic-like. Gene Ontology annotation, biological process: pigment biosynthetic process. Gene Ontology annotation, molecular function: catechol oxidase activity. The record is from RefSeq and is a predicted model, not a curated record. Lineage: Eukaryota; Viridiplantae; Streptophyta; Magnoliopsida; Brassicales; Caricaceae.